AUUUUGCCGUCAGCUGUGCACAGUGGCGCGCGUAGUAUAGUCGGUUCGCAGUCGUCGUGUAUUGUGGAUAAACGCGGAUUCGUGCACACAAAUGGCGGCGUCGCAGUGCCAUUAUUAUGAGCGUGAGUGUGUCGUGCAGUAACGCGUACGGGCCGCGUCCGGGCGCGGUGCCUCGCGGCCCAGCCUGACGGCAGGCGUUGGUGAAACGAGCGCGGAAAAGCGAGUGAUAAGCGGAAAAGAUAGAGAAGAAUAGAAUCGAGCGAGAAGGCGCUGCACAUCGUCGUCGCCCGUUGCCGUGUGUCGCGAGAGGCCACAUCGACGACGGAGGCGACGGAGAGUGGUGACAGGAAUUGUGAGACAGGUCCAGAAGAGGAUCGAAAUGCAGGCUGAGUUGAUAUACCGAAAACCGUCGGCGAUGACGAGCCAGGGCGGUUUUCAUUGCGUUAGCAGCGAUAAGAAGCGAGAGAAGAACGGCGGGCGAGACUCGCGCGAGACGAUACACUCGGGUCACUUCAUGGUGUCGGACUUCGAGGCCGAGGCGCAGGAUGACGAGGACGAGCUCGCCGUACCGGUGCCGGACCAGGAGGAGGCGCAGACCACGAGAUUUCCGAUCGCCGUACCGCCGCGUUUCCCGUACGACAAAUUCACGAGCAGCGGUUCGUUUUAUGACAAGAAUACGUCUCAGCAGUUGAGCAUCGAGACGUCCUUGAACAAGCUCUUCCAAUGCAUGUCUCUCGCCUACAGACAGAAGCUGACAUCGCCUAAGUGGAAUCGCUUCAAAGGGAUCAGACUGAGGUGGAAGGACAAGAUCAGACUGAACAAUGUGAUUUGGAGAUGCUGGCACAUGCAAUUUAUACUGAAGCAGAAUACGCUGGUGUGCCAAUUUGCAUCGCCACUUGACGUCGAUACUCACAACAUACCUGAGGCGGUGGUGUUAGAGGGAAAAUACUGGAAACGAAAGCUCGCGGCCGUUACAGCGGAAUACAAGAAAUGGCGUAUGUUCUACCGCAACAAGAUCCUUGGUUGGACCAACAAGGAUGGCACAGAGAUGAUGGAAUCAAUGGACAUGCUAGAUUGGGACAAUGGAGGCGGAACCAUCGGUAAUUUUGGAACGGGUACGGGCAAUGCAUUUGGUGGAAUCGGCGGAGCUCCAGGCGGGGAGAGUAUGAUGGUCGAUGAGGAUUAUAUGGAACUGAUGACUGAUACUCUCUUUUCGACCAUCAGCUCAAAUCAACCAAUAUACUUCCCUGAUCCUCGAGAAAUCGCGCGAGGUGCCAGUUUAGCGGACUUCAUCCAACCUAGUCUAGGUCCCUUGCAACCAAAUCUGGAUGAUUUUAUGGACACUCUAGAGCCAUUGCAAGAAUUCCUAAACUCAAAAUUGCCUCCCGUACCCGAGGAGGACGAUAUGUUUCGGAAUAGCAGUCUUAGUGCUAAUUAUUCUGAUCUGGACUUGAUGACACCGAUUAAUCAGAUGAACGAAAUAGGCGAAGAUCCGACAACGUUAAAGAACCAGGCCUCGCAACAGCAGCAGCAGCAGCAGCAGCAGCAGCCACAGCAGCUGCAGCAGGAGGAACAGGCAGCUAGUAUGCAGAAUCUCCAGUAUACCGCCAAGAUAUAUACUCAGCCACAGUCUGAAGCAGCGAGUGUGUAUAGAAAUAGCGUAGCUAUGAACGAAAAUUACAACACUAUUCAGCCUACCUUCGAGACGUCCGCAGCGAGUCAACCCGCGCGGGAAAAGACUAGAGGCAGCAGGGCGACGCCGAGGAGUAGCCGCGUGAUACAGCAAUCCCAACAGCCGAAUGCGUAUCAAGCGAACGCGCAGCAACAGAAUUCGGGAUUCCCGUCGCAGUCGCAGCAGUCGUACGCGAUGGAAAUUCAGACGGUACCGUUGUCGCAGGUGCAAAGCCAACAGCCGUCACCGGUGCAAAUUGCGACGCUGAACGAUCAGUCGGCGGUCAGCGCCAACCAGAUAUCCUCGAUCGCCGCCGCGGCCGUGCAGAAUCUGGUGUCGGUGCAGCACAACUUCGCGCAGGCCAGUAACGCGACGCUGCAGACGCAGCAUCAAGCAAUUAGGCCUUUACCGACUGCCUCGCCAAUAGCCAGCAAGCCUUACAAGAUUGUACAGCCGCAGCAGCAGUGCUACAAAUUCCCAAACCUCGUACACAAUCUUAAUGCUCAACAAUGCAAAUUUAACGCUAAUAGUUUCAAGACGCAUCCCACGCCACAAGUGGUAUCAGUUUCCUCGGAGUCGCAACCGUCGCAGUCGCAGAUACUGCUGCAGUGCAGAUCCUCCGGUUUGGAUCUCACCGCACCAGCUAUGCAUCCUACCAAGCUGCUACCUCAACCAAUGACGUCCAAUGCAGAGAAGGAAGAGAUUUUCGCCGUACCUAAGUAUCAAAUUAAAGGAAGGAAUCGAUCACGAAGCAGCUCGUCUUUGGGGGCGCCCAGGAUACAUCCACCCCCGCUGGUAUCUGCAGUGAGCGAUCCGGCUCUAAAUCUAAAUAACAACGUCUUACUUGCGCAUUUACUUACGAACAAAAUAACGCAAGUGACGACAGCACAACAUAUCACGACGCCGGUGACAGUCCAAACAAUGCAGACUUCCAGCAUACAGCAGACGCAAUCGCAACCACAGGCGAUCCAACCGAUCACAACCCAACAGAUCCUCUUAAACGCGAACAGCCAAACGCACCAGUCCCAAAGUAGUCCUAGCUCGCCGAAAGACAGCAGCUCCAAUGCACACAGUCCUCAGGCAUUAAGCCUCAGCCCUUUACACAGCCCUAUGAGCAUAGGCAGCCCUUUGUCACCCAGUCGCGGAUACAUCAAGGGCGAAUCGGAAAGAGGACAGGGAUACAAGGAGCAGAGACGCGUCGGCCACAUUCACGCGGAGCAGAAGCGUAGAUACAACAUCAAAAGUGGCUUCGACAUGCUAAACAGUCUAAUACCGCAGCUAAGCCAAAACUCCAAUGCAAAACUCAGCAAAGCAGCUAUGCUGCAGAAGGGGGCGGAUUAUAUUCGACAGCUGCGAGCGGAGAGGAAUCAGUUGAAGGAGGAAAUGGAUAGCCUGAGACAUCAGAUCGAGUGCCUUAAUACGUCUAUUAGUAAUUGUCAAUCUAUGCUUCCUGCAACGGGUGCUCCAGUUUCCAGACAUAGAACCAACAAGAUGAAAGAGAUGUUUGACGAAUAUGUACGUACGCGCACGCGAGAAAACUGGAAAUUCUGGAUCUUCAGUGUAUUAUUAGAACCGUUGAUGAUAUCUUUCAACGCUUCAGUCUCGACUGCGAGUAUCGAGGACCUGUACAAGAGUACAAUAAUGUGGGUGGAACAACACUGCUCGCUUGUCGACCUCAGACCAGCUGUUCUGAACUCUCUAAAGUAUAUAUGUACUGCCACCGAUAUUUUAUCAGAUCCGGCGCGCCUACCCGAAGAAGCACUCGCGGCGGUUAAUCGGACAGAACGUCGACGAUCUGCGCAGUGACCAAACGCGCAAAUUCAUAAUGACGUGUUUGUAUAAAAAAAAAAAGUUCAAGGUUCAAAUAUGUAUGAACGGAAGGGAUGAUAGUUACCGUAUAGCUUAAGUCAGUUGAUGAGAGAGAAAAAAAAAUCGUUUAUCGGGUUAUGAUAAACGUAAACGAAGAAACAAGAGUUUAAGUGCAAUUCCUCUUUUUAUUUGCAACGUCACAUUGAAAUUGUGAAAUUUAUCAUGGCAAAUUAGAUAUAAGACGUUUUAUAUUACAAAAAUUUGAAUAAAAUAUAUACGUAUAUUAUUGUACACUUUUA
Messenger RNA from Linepithema humile (Argentine ant), 3780 nucleotides. RefSeq names its product MLX-interacting protein (gene Mondo). Gene Ontology annotation, molecular function: DNA-binding transcription factor activity, RNA polymerase II-specific; protein dimerization activity; RNA polymerase II cis-regulatory region sequence-specific DNA binding. Gene Ontology annotation, biological process: regulation of transcription by RNA polymerase II. Gene Ontology annotation, cellular component: nucleus. The record is from RefSeq and is a predicted model, not a curated record. Lineage: Eukaryota; Metazoa; Arthropoda; Insecta; Hymenoptera; Formicidae.